Topomyia yanbarensis is the source of this 816-nucleotide messenger RNA. RefSeq lists its product as uncharacterized. Gene Ontology annotation, cellular component: centriole; non-motile cilium. NCBI's taxonomy places the organism in Eukaryota, Metazoa, Arthropoda, Insecta, Diptera, Culicidae. The transcript is spliced from 3 exons. The record is from RefSeq and is a predicted model, not a curated record. Gene Ontology annotation, biological process: cilium assembly. The coding region runs from base 149 to 736 and encodes 195 amino acids.
CCUUCUUCACGAAUGUUCAUCGCGUCAACUGCAUCAACAGUCAAAACGGUCAAAACAAUAAUAAACUGGAAUUCCAUUUCCAUAUCGCAGCAGAGUAUUAUUUUAAAAAAUUAGUUCAACAAUAAUUAUUAUCAGAUAGCAGCAAAUAAUGUCCGUUCCACUUGAUGCACGAGAAAUACUUUGUCACCUGAAUCAACUGGGUUACCGAAAUAUUACACCGGACCAGCUGAAGGAAUUCCAAAAAGAUCUCCGCAAACUGAUCAAAUUCGACACCCGGAUAAGCGAUGGAACGGUAGAACGGCGCGUACUGCAGCAAACGACACAGCAUUUGGACACAUUCCAACGGUUGCAUACGCUAACAACAAUCAGCUACGACGCAAAAGUCGCCGGCAAACGGCAGCCCGGAUCAAAAGUACAAUCGGCCGCUUCCUCACGAAGAACGGAUGUUACCGAGGAGGAAGCUCACCAUCACCACAGUCAUCCAAAAGAAGGGAAAGAGAAUCGACCGGCACGAAUCAAAACGAAACAGCAGCACCCCGAAAAGGAACCUGCGGCAAACAAAAUGUGGAUUCGACCGAGAAGCACCAGUGCAAACAAAAAUCGUAAAAACGAUCCUGUUUCACUCUACCACGCGUACCAGAAAGAAUGGGCAAGGUUCAAGAAUCAACUGCCGGGAGAAAACAGCCACUCUGAUCUUCGAUGGCAGGUGCGCACGAAACUACUGGCGGAAAAAUGAAAUGAAUUGACCCAUAGCUGAAAAACCGUCCAUGACUAGUUAAAUUGAACAAGGCUGAAAUACAUUCCAAUUUUAAUAAA